This is a messenger RNA of Panonychus citri (citrus red mite), 2434 nucleotides long. RefSeq names its product protein PTCD3 homolog, mitochondrial-like. The transcript is spliced from 8 exons. Lineage: Eukaryota; Metazoa; Arthropoda; Arachnida; Trombidiformes; Tetranychidae. The record is from RefSeq and is a predicted model, not a curated record. Gene Ontology annotation, molecular function: protein binding; rRNA binding; ribosomal small subunit binding. The coding region runs from base 261 to 2294 and encodes 677 amino acids. Gene Ontology annotation, biological process: mitochondrial translation. Gene Ontology annotation, cellular component: mitochondrion.
UGUUAUGAAAUUCUAAAUUUGCUUAACCGUUCACACGUUUUCUUACAUUUUGAUUAAUUUAAUUCUUGAAUUAUAAUUUCUUGUUUUGUUUUUAUCGUUGAAAACGGUCAAACUUGUUGAUUCGUCUCUUAAGGUCAAAUCUCAUCCCCUUAACAUAAACUUCCAUCAAUUUCACUGAAACUCAGGGUGAUUUGAUUCAACAUUGUUCUCAUUUGUUUACAUUUUAUGGUUUGUUAAUUGUUGAUUGUUGUUCUGUGAUUAUGGUCAAUCAAUGUGUAAAGCUGAUUCCUUGGAAAAGAAAUAAUUUAUUUUUCAGUUUCACUCGGAAUUUAGUCUCCAAUCAAGCAACUAAUUUCUCUUUAGCAUCUGAACAUGAAGAGAUAAUUAUCCCUAAGCGAAUACCAAGGACUAAUACCGACAUCCUCAAAGCUCUUUCAUCGACAGUUGGAAUCGAUUCAACGGCACCAGCUCUCAAAUACAUCGAUGAUCCCUUUUUGAUACCCAAUAAUAGACACCAGAAAUUAGUCUAUUCUUUGUCCAAAGAAUCUGGAAUCAAAGCUGCCAAAUUUUUUAUGGCCAAAUUUCCACAUCUUUUCAAUCGGGAUGAAGCUGAGCCGAAAGUUGAAGCUUUUCACUUCAAAGAUCUUUUUGAUGAGACGAUGGACUUGACUGAACAAGAUCUCGAAUAUGCCAUCGAAAGCAAUCAGAUUGAUAAUUCAAUCACCGCUUUUAAAAGUAUCAGAUCUAAAGAUGGAAAAAUUUCGGAUGAUUCGAAAAAAAAAUUACUUCAACUGGUCUGUUAUUUCAAUAGUCUUGAACCAGCUGAUUGGGACUUGAGAGAAAAAUUCAUUUCAGAAAAACCUCAAGACUCCAUUUGGGUUUCAGAUUUCGCCUUUGAAGUUUUCGACUCGAUCGAAGAUAAAGACUGCGAAGCUUUUAGCAUAAUGAUUGCCGGUCUUUGCAAACAUUCAUCCAUUGAAAGAGCCUUACAACUCUACGAUAAAGUGAAGAGAGAUAACAUCUCACUUACCAUCGAAGGCUAUAAUGCAAUGAUAUCUACUUGUAUUCGUGAGCAGUCGUUUGAAAAUCGCUGGUCAGCAAUGAUGAAUGUGAUCGACGAUAUGAACAAAAAUAAAGUAGCUCCGAACUUGACUACUUUCUCCAAUAUGUUCGAUAUCCUCGCAAGGUGUAAAGCCAAUACACAGACGAGAGAAAAGGCCCGAGGGCUAAUGGGAGAGUUGAAGAAAUUGAAAAUUGAGCCAAGUUUAGGAAUUUACAACGAUCUACUCAGGAUUUACACCAAUGGCAAUAACAUUCGACCAAGAAUAUUAGAAGAAAUCUUAGCAGAAAUUGGAAACAAGGAACUCACCAUGAGGCACGAAAAAGACACGCUUUUUUUUAAUACUGCAAUGAACAUUUGUUCUAAUAUAUUAUCUGAUGUUCAAUUGGCCUACAAAUUGCACGAUUUAGUUACAUCCCAUAAGAAUUAUUUGCUUUUUGAAACCACCGACUCUGAAGGUCGUUACUAUAAUAAUUUUCUCAAAUUGAUAAUUAAAAGUGAAUCAAUUGACAAAACUAUGGAAAUUUACUACAAAUAUGUUCCAAAUUUUUACGUUCCUGAUACAAAAACACUUAUCGAACUUUUGGAAACAAUUGAACUUUAUCAAGCUGAUCGAUAUAUCCCACAAAUAUGCUCAGACUUUAUUCUAUUCGAGUAUGUCUACUCUCAGGACUGCAUUAUUAAGUUUCUGGAAAUUUUAUCUAAAAAACUGUACCCUGAAGAUAUUCAGCUCCACGUAAACAACACUAUUUCUGAGAUUCUGCGAUUCAUUGAAAGUAAAAUAGUUAAUUCAAGGAACCCAAACGAGGGAAAUAAUUUUGACGUCAAAAUAUUCGACGAAUGUUUGAAGGCUUUCACUCUCAGUAAAGAUUUUACCAAAGCGGUGAAAACGUUACAACUUUUAAGAACAUUGAAAAACCAAAUUAACGGUCAACCAUCGUUUCAAACGAUGAGAGAUUUCGUUGAUAUUGUGAUUGUACAUGGAACGGGAAAAGAUCUCGUCGAAGUUGUGAAAACUGCUUGUGCCUAUGACGAUGUCUCGGUGAUUUCGAAAGCAGUUUAUUUAUGUGAGACAAAGAAAGUGUCUCAAAAUCUUCGAGAUCGAUUGGAGGAGAUUAGAGUUAAGAAUAAAAUAAUUCUACAAGAUCUCUCCGAAAGCUCCGACACAUCGGACUCAUCAAGCUCGAGUGACAGUUCAGAUGAUGAUAAGUCUAAGAAAGAAGCUGGAAAAUGACCAAAGAGAAGUUAUCAUAAUGAUAAAUGUGUGAAAGAGAAAUGAAAAUUAAUUCUCUAGAAUUUUUGUACAAAUUGUAGUUUAUAUUUCCAAAAAUUGAGCAUUUGCUUAAUAACAAUUAAAAGUAAUUUAAGUAUUUA